GCCGCCGCCGGGCGGGGCCAUGGCCGCGGGGCGCUCCCCGAGCACCUUCCUGCUGCUGGGGGCGGCGGGCGGCGGCAAGAGCCUGCUGGUGCGGCGGCUGCGCCAGCUGAGCGUGGAGGAGCCCGCGGAGCUGGGCGAGCCCCCGGCCACGCUGCCCACGGUCGGCACCAACCUGACGGACCUGCGGCUGCCGCCCAGAGUGACCGUGCGGGAGCUGGGCGGCUGCAUGGGACCCAUCUGGCCCAGCUACUACAGCGAGUGCAGCGCUCUCCUGUUCGUGGUGGACGCCUCCAAUCCCACCCAGGUCUCCUCGUCCUGCAUCCAGCUGCUCUCUGUCCUCUCCGCAAAGCCGCUCGCAUCCGUACCUGUCCUGGUGCUCUUCAACAAGAUUGACCUGCCCUGCUACAUGUCGCUGGCAGAGAUGAAGUCGCUGUUCCGCAUGCAGGACAUCGUGUCCUGUGCUACGCAGCCCAUCACCAUGCUGGAGAUCAGUGCCCGCGAUGGCACCGGCCUGGCCGAUGUCCUGCAGUGGCUUCGGGCUGCCCUCAGAGAGCCCGGCUGAGUCCAGCCCUGCCGCGGGCCAGGACCAUCCUGGCAUGGAGGAACGUGGCAGAGGAGCAGCUGCCCUGCCUGAGGCUGGCAGCAGAGCCCGGGACAGUGUCUUGGGCUGUUGAUGGACUGGAUCCCUGUGGGACUUCACAGUAAAMCUCUCACCAAACUGUCCCG
This is a messenger RNA of Malurus melanocephalus (red-backed fairy wren), 726 nucleotides long. It is a transcript of the gene ARL16, whose product is annotated as ADP ribosylation factor like GTPase 16. The record is from RefSeq and is a predicted model, not a curated record. Gene Ontology annotation, molecular function: GTP binding; GTPase activity. The transcript has 5 exons. Lineage: Eukaryota; Metazoa; Chordata; Aves; Passeriformes; Maluridae. Bases 20 to 562 code for a protein of 180 amino acids.